AGGAUCCCUCCAUCUCUUACGGGCACGAAAUAAUAGCGUUAAGACCCAUGCCCCUCUUCGAACCCCACAAAAGCCCUUCUUUUUGGUAGCAGUAUUCACACCGCUUAAAGAAACUGAGCAACUACUCUUGUCUUGUAUACGUUUUGGAAAGAGGAGAAAAGUACUUCUCCGUUUCCUCGCCAGUAUGAUGCGCGCAGUAUUUUGCACGCGCAGCGAUCUACUUUUGAAAUAAAAUGGUAGAGCAUUUAUUUAGUUUUAAGACUUAAAGGCUAACUUCUUGUUGAAAAGGACUAAGUGGUAUUGCCCUUGCUGUCCAAGAUUAACAAAAAGUGACGACCAUGAGUGAUUUGCGGGCAGAUGAUGUAGUCUCCAUUUCAUGUAAUUAUUUCAUCAAUUAUGACGUAUGAUUGCAAAUCUUAGAAAUUUCUGUUUGUGACGUAAAAUCAGUAUUGCGGAGCUUUUCUUCCCAUUAGGAGUUGAGUUGCGUUGCGGAGACAAAAUUUUCUUUUGAGAGAGAUUUUUUAACGAGAAAUGAAAUUGUGGGUCGGGAUUGUGUUCUUGGUUGUGUUCGCACAACAGGGAGCCAAUGCUCGGCCCAUUCCAAGAUUAAGACCACUAUUGAGUGAUGGAGCCAUACAGGACAUCAAACAACCUCCUGACAAAAUCGCCCUCGACACAGAAGGAGCGUACAAAGCAAGUGAGGAUCGAGAUGAUAGUCUCGGUAAAACAAGAUCCCAUGAAGAACAAGUCGAUACUGGUCACUAUAGAUCUAUUGAUAAAGAGCAAAUUACAGACGAAGAGAAGAUUGAUGAACCUUCUGAGGAUCAGUCUUUUUCUCAUCAACCACCUUACAUGCAUGAAUCUAUCAGUGUGGAAACUGACCCAGUCAGUAAUCCCCUCAAACGCGACCAUGUUUUUGAUGAUCAGAUGAUUGAAGAUACUGGGCUUAACGGAAACUGGCGUACCUAUCGAGAAAACUACGAAUAUUCUGAUGAAGAAACUGACUACGAGAAAGAGAAAGGGCACACGGGGUAUCCCGAAAAGUUUAAUGAACGCGAUGGGAAAGAAAUCGAUGCUGAAGACCAUGAUUUCACCAAAGUGGGGCAAGUUAAGUACAGCGAAACUUUAAUCCAUGACAGGGACUCUCGUGAGGCCAUUUAUGAUGAUAGCUUUGCGGCCAGGUUGCGUUCUCCUUACGGGGAACCAGUCGCCGUCGAGGAAGAUCCCGAAUUCCUAAAUGAUUACUCGUUGCUCAGGUACGUGAAAGAUGGGCCCAAUUACGAUCAAGUUGAAAUUGGUUAUGAUGCCGACGAGCAUCUUAUUCGAAGCUCUUCUGGAGAAAAGGUGGAUAGCAUGGCGGGUUUUCCUUUCCACGAUGAUUACAUUAACACCAGGUCUGAGCAGAAUGACGAUGAUCAAAGUGACAAGGAACGUUUUAGAGCCUUCAGUUACGGAGAUAAUCACGCAAGUCCGAAUGUGGAUGAUCUUACAAAAGAUUUUAACGCUGACGACACCCUUGGAUAUGGAGCCGACCCACAAGAUACGGACGACUCAGACGAGAGCGACGAUAUAAAUGAGUCUGUGUACUCUGUAUAUGAGGCCGAAGACAGUGGUAAUUCAGAUCAGAAACAAAAUGAUGCCUACUAUUCUCGUGAUAUUGAAGAUGACAUCGAUAACAAAGAUUGGGAUCGAAAUGCGGAUGAUACUCACGAUGAAUCAGUCGAUACUAAAGGUCAUCGUCGUUCUCAUCGCUCUGAAGAUUCUGAGUGGAAAGACAAUGAUUCUGAUUACGUUUUCGAUAAUGAAGGUAAAUUGAAUGACAACGAAAACGAUGAGUGGAAAGACGGCGAUGAUAAUGAAGCUAUCGAUGGUGAAGGUGAGCUGGAUGACGAUGACGAAGAUGAGUGGCGGGACAACGAUGAUAAUGAAUUCAGCAAUAGUGAAGGUGAGUGGGAUGACGAUGUCGAAGAUGAAUGGCAGGACGAGGAUGAAAACGAACUGAGCGAUAGCAAAGGUGAGUUGGCUGACGGUAAAGAAGAUGAGUGGAGUGAUGACAAUGAAAUCAACGAUAGUGAGGGUGAGCUAGAUGACAAUGAGAAAGAUGAGUGGAAAGACGAUGAUGACUAUGAAGCUGUCGAUAGUGAAGGUGAGUUGGAUGAAGAUGACGAAGAUGAGUGGAAAGAUGAUAAUGAACCCAACAAGAGUGAAGGUGAGCUGAAUGACGAUGGCGAAGAUGAAUGGUGGGACAAUGAUGACAAGGAAUUCAGCGAUAGUGAAGGUGAGCUGGAUGACAAUGAAGAAGAUGAGUGGAAAGGUGAUGACUAUAAAGAUGUCGAUAGAGAAGGUGAGUUGGAUGACGUUAAAGAAGAUGAGUGGAAUGAUGAUAAUGAAUCCAACGAUAGUGAAGGUGAGCAGGAUGACAAUGAAGAAUAUGAUUGGAAAGACGGUGAUGACAAUGAAGCUAACGAUAGUGAAGGUGAGUUGGAUGAAGAUGAAGAACAUAAGUGGAAUGAUGAUAAUGAAUCCAACAAGAGUGAAGGCGAGUUGGAUGACGAUGAUGAAGAUAAAUGGCGGGACAAUGAUGACAAUGAAUUCAGCAAUAGCGAUGGUGAGGUGGAUGACAAUGAAGAAGAUGAGUGGAAAGGUGAUGACUAUAAAGCUGUCGAUAGUGAAGGGGAGUUGGAUGACGAUGACGAAGAUGAGUGGCGGGACAAUGAUGAUAAUGAAAUCAGAGAUAGUGAAGGUGAGUUGGAUGACGAUGACGAAGAUGAGUGGAAUGAUGAUAAUGAAUCCAACGAUAGUGAAGGUGAGCUGGAUGACAACAAAGAGGACGAGUGGAAAGAAAGAGAUGACAAUGAAGCUAUCGACAGUAAAGGUGAGUUGGAUGACGAUGACGAAGAUGAAUGGCGGGAAAAUGUUGAUAAUGAAUUCAGCGAUAGUGAAGGUGAGCUGGAUGACAUUGAAGAAGAUGACUGGAAAGAAGGUGAUGACUAUGAAGCUGUCCAUAGCGAAGAUGGCUUGGAUGACGAUAACGAAGAUGAAUGGCGGGACAAUGAUGAUGAUGAAUUCAGCGACAGUGAAGGUGAGUUGGAUGGCGAUGACGAAGAUGAAUGGCAGGACGAUGAUGAAAACCAACUCAUCGAUAGCGAAGGUGAGUUGGAUGACGAUGACGAAGAUGAAUGGUGGGAUUAUGAUGAUAAUGAAUUCAGCGACAAUGAAGAUGAGUUGGAUGACGGUGAAGCAGCUGACAGGCGAGACAGUGAUGGUAAUGAAUCUGUCGACAGUGACGGUACCGAAGGCAGUCUAGGUGCUGGAGGCGAGUUUCCAGAUACCGAUGCUUCAGAUCCAGAAACUGAAGAUCUUCCAGACGUCCUUGAACUCGCAGACUACUUCGAACAAACUGAAGAUGUAGAGUGGACUGAUGAUGAUGACGAAGAGGGUUCUGGAGGCUCUGGAGUUCAUAAUUAGGACUCAGAAAUUACAUGCUCGGAUGAUGAUGAUGAAAACACUUUAAAUGACUUUGGAAAUGAUCUAGAGGAAAUCUGAAACUCAGAGUGGAAAGUGGACCUUUCUUACUUUCUUAUGAUAACUAUCAACCUGCCUUUAUGAAAUCCAUACCUACGGGAGGGGGGGGGGCCUUAUUCAGGAUAUUUCAGUGAAGACAAUGUGGGACUACAUUUACCUUGAUUCUAAUGAACGAGUGGAAGUUUCGGUUUCUUUUCCAAAAAUUACAAGUCUUUUUCAGUUUUUGUAAUCGAUACAAUAAAAAUGUCCAAGAA
This is a messenger RNA of Stylophora pistillata, 3779 nucleotides long. RefSeq lists its product as uncharacterized. The record is from RefSeq and is a predicted model, not a curated record. NCBI's taxonomy places the organism in Eukaryota, Metazoa, Cnidaria, Anthozoa, Scleractinia, Pocilloporidae.